GUGACAUUAUGCGCAGUGCGCCAAAUUGCGCACCAAUGGGAACUUGUGUCUAUAAACUUCCACAGAGGAACACUUAAAGGCCGAAUGGAACAAAAAAAAACUUACGAGUGGGAAAAAUCGCCAGAGAUAGGAAACAAGUUCCCAGUUCUCGCGGGACGGAGGUAACCAGUUCUCGAGAACGGGCAUGAUGGUGGAUGAGAGACGGGAAAAGAAAAAUGUUGAAAUGGCUGGGUUUGUUUGAAGAUGGCAAAGUAAAGGGCGUGAUUUAUUGUUGUUUUGCCUGGUUCGGUUUCAGGGUCUCAUGUCGUCACGACUUGCAGUAUUAUGAGCUUCAGGCCUCUCCAACGCGAUUUGAACCGGGCUAUAAUUUAUUGAAUUACAUGACGUCGUACUACAGUACAUGCAUGUGCUGGAUGAUUUUUUGUAAAUUUUUUGACGUUGGUGUCAGAAUCAAGGGAAUUUAUCUGGGUUUAAUGAUUAUUGAUGGAAAUGUAUGCCUCGCGUGGCUGCGAACGGGCGUUCUGUGGACUGUUCCCCACGGCGACCAACGCGAUGGAUAAUCAUUCGCAUUUUCAGGUUGGCCAUGUUCAUAAUUCCACU
Molecule: messenger RNA, 600 nt
Organism: Xylona heveae TC161
Lineage: Eukaryota; Fungi; Ascomycota; Xylonomycetes; Xylonales; Xylonaceae
Exons: 1
Coding region: 195-560 (121 amino acids)
Source: RefSeq, a predicted model, not a curated record